AUGGGGGAAGUACAAGCAGUUUUAGCCACCUCAAAAAGUGAUAUCCAAUCUACUACAAUAGCAGAAUGCUGGGCACUUCUCAGAGCACUAUUUUUCUGUGAUGAUCUCGGCUUGAGGUGUGUACAAUUCAAGGGGGAUGCAAAACUGGUUGUGGAUGCUGUUCACAAGUCAACCACGGAUUGCUCUUGGGAUGGACAGAUUAUUGAGGAUAUAAAGAGUACAUUGUUGUCUCAUCAAAAUUGGACUAUCAAGCAUGUGGUGAGAUCUGGAAAUAAAGCGGCUGAUGCUGCUGCAAAGUUAGGCUUGUCUUUAGAUUCUGAAUUGACUUGGAUAGAAGAGGAACCUUUAGAGGUUUCUCCCUUUAUCCUUGUUGAAAAACAAAAGGUAGUUGGUGGUUAA
Messenger RNA from Juglans microcarpa x Juglans regia, 399 nucleotides. RefSeq lists its product as uncharacterized. The record is from RefSeq and is a predicted model, not a curated record. Gene Ontology annotation, molecular function: RNA-DNA hybrid ribonuclease activity; nucleic acid binding. NCBI's taxonomy places the organism in Eukaryota, Viridiplantae, Streptophyta, Magnoliopsida, Fagales, Juglandaceae. Bases 1 to 399 code for a protein of 132 amino acids. The transcript has a single exon.